AAUCUCUAGUCGAUAUCCUCUUAUCGACGCGCGAAUGACGCACAUUUUCGGCGUCACGCUUAAAACGGUGAAAAUGUCGUCUGAAGAUGUACUCAACAAGCUUAUUCGUGCUCCGAAAAGGCCAAAAAUAAGUGAUCUUCUUACGGAUAAAGAAUAUGGUCUACUACGUGCAACCUCAUUCGAGAAAUUCCUGAGCCACAAUUUCAAUGCCGAUACUCUAAACAAGUUAUGUUCGUCGGAAAAAGAACAGUUGCUGGAAUAUUAUAAUGAUUUAGAAAAGAAAUUUGAACGUAACAAGAAACGUAUCUUCCGUAAAGUGGGCGGUCCCACUCUAUCGAGCGAACCAAAAAUCGUCGUUCGCAAUGUCCCAGCACCAAAUGUUGCUGAACCGCUACAGCUUGCGAUUCCUCCGAUUCAAUCCGCAGAAGAAGAAGAAAGAUUACAAUCGGUCAUUCAAAAUAUCGAGGGCAUGAUGAUCCCCGAAGAGCCACCAAUUGGAGAUUUGAAUGUGUCAAUGCCUAUUCCUUUGUCGCAAGUAAUGGCACCGAAGGAGCUGUUAAUCGAAGAGCCUAUCGUGCGAUCUUCCCUCGCCGAUCUUGCGACCGAGGAACUAGAUCUAGGCCCACCAGGAGAUGCGGGGCCUUUCCUCGGGAUCGAUCUCCCAAUGCCGCUGGAAGAUUCUCAAGUGAAGGAUAUGUUGAUGAGAGAAUUUCCCAGUUUGCGACGACUGCAAAAUGUGGAUAAGUUUGUGGAUCUAGAUGAAGCUCCUUCCACGAAUUUGAUGCCACCUCCAGUGCCUACAGGAAUAUGUGCAAGUACACCGAUGGCGUCAUCUACGUUGAGAGACAUUCGUAGACGCUUGGAACACUCCCACCUUGAGGCAACCGAAAUGAGUGCCAUAAAAGCUCCUGCACCGGUCUCUGAUACGCAGCAACGGUCCGACGAGGUUCAACAGCAGAUUCUAGAAAUUGCUGAUGGUGUGACCGAGUGCCCUGUGCCAGAGUUACCAAACGUAACGACGGAGCUUACAGAAAUUUCAGCGAUGAUUUGCGUGCAACCGAUUUCUGACGUGGAGAUUCCACACAGAAGAUUGGCGAGAACUUCGAGACGUGUCGUUCCGAUUCCGGACGAGACAUCUUCAUCGUCCAACUCCUCCGUCAUUCGCCCAAAACGAGUACCGGAGCUGGUUAGAAAAGCUCCGCAAUAUAACGAAGCAUCAAUUGAUCUAAAAUUCCACCCGAGGAAGAAUUUAAAUAUAUACUAUGACGAUGAUUCUGAUUGCUAUGACGCAGGUCGAGUGAUGAUUCUGGAUGCCAUGGCACGAUAUGAAAACCGCGCUGCCCACCAGCCUGGCACGUCUAACGAGAUGCCUGCUACGCGCAUUUCCUUGCCUAUAGAUACCGAACAACGCUCAGUCUUGCGCGAGUUCAGUUCAUCCGGUGUGGAUAUUAACACUAUCCAAGAACAAACCGGUCGUCAGUCCAAAUUAUAUGUCAUUCCUGAACGCCCGCCUUUGGAGAAUCAACAAGCUGCGGGUUUGCCCGAACCAAUUAUUACGAUUCCUCUGGCAGGAAGCUCGAAACUUCCGGAAGAUCCAGCAAGAGCAAUACUACCCGAAUCGUUGCUAUUCCAGGAAAUGUCAUUGGUAGAUACCAAUCGCGAACUCGAUAUCGCACUGAUAAACCAAUCGCAGUUGCCCGAUGUUUCCAACCUGGAGGUUGGAAUACCGAAUGUGGGUGGUGACAUUGGACAGCGACAAGCCGAUGCUACGGGAGAGUUACCUAAUGUACCGGUUGGUGAUGUCAUGACUAACACACAUGUUCAAAAGGUCGUGAAGCAGGUAACUCGAACAACAGUUGAAAAGCGUGCUGUAGAUGAGCUCCACUUGGCACAACUCAAGAUGAGAGAGAAAUAUAAUAUUACAUUCAAGCUAUACCUUGCCAUCCAGAAGGAGGUUGUGGGUAUCAAGCGAAAUAUGGUAUCAAUGGAGCGUGUGUUGGAGCUAGCAGACCCUGGAAACUCAAAACUUCACCAUUGCCAACUGUUCACCGCACUGAUGACACUCAAACGUUGGUCUUUCAUUGAUAUCUGUAUGAAUGAGCAGUUCAACAUUCGGAACGUUGGAUUAUUAUUUUACUCGGUGUGAUAAUGAUAGUGAUUGUAUCGAAUCCUCGAUUCGAUUUCUAUAAUAGGGCCCAUAAUCUUGAGUUCUUUGGAUUUGGGAACAACCGCAUAUUGACCUGCAUGGAGAUGGAUUCACGAAUUCAGAGUGAAAAUUUUGCUCGUUUCAAUCACCAAUACGUUCGUAACUUCACACAUCGGAUGAAAAACCGAAGGGAUAAUGAAGUAAAGCGAUCUCCGAAUGGGAGUACCAUGUCUGCCUAAACCUAGAGACUCCCGGUGGUGAUACUAUCGUCCUACGGCAAAUUACCACCGCGCAGCAAAUUGCUUGGAAAAGACUUCUGUUUUAUUUUCAGGAUUUUUGCAUUAUAUGUACUUUUCUGUAAUUUUAUUUAGUACUAGUUUGUUUCUUCUUUUUAGCAUAUUUUUUUUUUACUUUUAUUCAUUCCUAUACCAGCAGUGUUUUCUAUCUUCUCAUUUCGUGUUUCAAUUUGUGUAUGUGUCACUAUGGUACAGAUCUGUUUGUUUCAUUUUCACUUCUCCCUAUAGCAAAUCAUUAAUUAUCUCAAAUGCUACACAUUCUGCGCUUGUUCAACUUCAUUUUUUGCUUGCAGUAGGAUUGUGGUUAAUUAAUGAAUUGUAUCAUUUUACAAAGUGAUUUUAUUUAUUUCGUCCAAUAGUAAUUUUUUACUUAAUUUUUUUUAUCACAAAAGUGUAUCAUAGUGCUUGCUGUUAGUUUGCUUACGCUAUUUACUAUAUCCUGCUGCUGUCACUAUUCCCCUUCUAUUGAUCGGGAAGCGCCAUAUCCAGGCUGCUCAGAGCGCGUGGAUGUGUCGCAAAUUGUGGACUACCAAUUGAAUAACUCGGCAUAAGGUUCAUCUCAGACGACUAAUUUAUCUUCUACAUUACCGGGAGUACAUUACUUACUACUCACGCAAGCAACGAUAAGCCAAUGUCAUGCUCAUGCCAUCUUGCGGUACGUUACAGUAACAUUUCUCAUAUCCUACAAUCCUAUCUAAGAUUUUCAUUGUUUAUUUUUUAUACAGAGUUACGCUUUCCCCGCCAAGGGUGGCUGCUAUCUACAAUGAUAACACACGCCAGGUGUGCCGCCGCGUUUGUAUGUUUAUGUGUAAUGAUCAGAAAAGUAUACACCAAUCCUGGAAGAAGAGACAUAUUAAUAAAGUCAGGAAAAUCGGAACUCGAUUUACGGAUGAAAUGCCUGUUUUUCUUCUUAUUAUUGUACCCCAGUACUCCCUCCCUUCCUUUCCGUUUCCUACUCGAUAUAUCGCUCUCUCAUACUGUGGUUCUUAUCUUUAAAGUAAUUUUUGUUACAAUCUGGCAGUUCUAGUUUUUUUUUAAUUCUUGUUUACUCAUGGUACAUGCUAUACAUGAAUAGAUAAGUUUGUUCAACUCGACCACAUCCCCCCUUCUGUCUUCUCACGACCUUUUUUCCUCAAUCGCAACCCUCGUAUGAUUUUGUUGUUGUUGUUGUUGGAAACAUACGAUACGAAACUGGCUGAUUGCACUCCACUUUUCAAGGCGGAAACAAAACAUUUUGGGUAAAUGCAAUUCGAACAAAGUAAAACAUGAUAGAAAAACAUAAAACUCAACGAGCUUACAGUGUACAAAAUUACACCAA
Messenger RNA from Toxorhynchites rutilus septentrionalis, 3760 nucleotides. RefSeq lists its product as uncharacterized. The record is from RefSeq and is a predicted model, not a curated record. Bases 35 to 2146 code for a protein of 703 amino acids. The transcript is spliced from 8 exons. NCBI's taxonomy places the organism in Eukaryota, Metazoa, Arthropoda, Insecta, Diptera, Culicidae.